Anastrepha obliqua is the source of this 2566-nucleotide messenger RNA. Its product is annotated as ATP-dependent RNA helicase p62-like. NCBI's taxonomy places the organism in Eukaryota, Metazoa, Arthropoda, Insecta, Diptera, Tephritidae. Gene Ontology annotation, molecular function: RNA binding; RNA helicase activity; ATP binding. The record is from RefSeq and is a predicted model, not a curated record. The transcript has 3 exons. The coding region runs from base 167 to 1984 and encodes 605 amino acids. Gene Ontology annotation, cellular component: cytoplasm; ribonucleoprotein complex; nucleus.
UUUUUCUGCUUGGUGUUGUUACAUUUGCUAAUAAUUUGGAAGAAAUUACCACGAAUUAAAUAGAAAAUAAUAAAUUAUUCAUACUUACUUGGCGAUAAAGUGCGGAAAUAUAUAAAUUAGACUCAACUGAUAGUGCAGAUAAUUACAAGAAGCUGAAAUUGGAGAAAUGCCACAACGCCGAAUUGGAAAUCGUCGAGAAAAUGGUAGAGGUGGUAGUGGAGGCGGUAGUGCUGGAGUUGGCAAUAUGCGAGAUGGUGGGCGUGGCAGAGGCGGAGGUGGUAGAGGGCGCGACGAUGGUGUGCGUUCUGGACGUAUAGAGAAGCGCUAUGACGAUCGUGGUCGUCGGGGUGGUGGUGGAGGUGGGGGCAACGGUAACAACAAUGAUUUUGCCGGACUACGCAACAUAAACUGGUCCGACGUACGCCUGCCGCCUUUCCAGAAAAACUUUUACCAAGAGCAUGCAAAAACGCGCAAUCGCCCACUACACGAAGUAGAAAGGUACCGCACAGCUCAUCAAAUAACAGUUCGUGGCCCAGCGCCCAAUCCCAUACAAUACUUCGACGAAGCUUGCUUCCCCGACUAUUGCCUAAACGAAAUCAGACGUCAGCGCUAUACAGAACCAACGGCUAUACAAGCACAAGCAUGGCCAAUCGCAAUGAGCGGAUGCAAUCUCGUCGGCAUCGCUAAGACAGGCUCUGGCAAAACUCUUGCUUUCAUUCUCCCUGCUAUAGUACACAUUAAUAAUCAACCGCCAUUGCAACGCGGUGAAGGCCCGAUUGCAUUGGUCUUGGCACCAACGCGAGAAUUAGCACAGCAGAUACAAACGGUGGCGAAUGAUUUUGGUUCGAGUGUUUACGUUCGAAAUACUUGUAUAUUUGGUGGUGCUCCGAAAGGCAAACAAGCAAACGAUUUGGAACGUGGUGUGGAAAUUGUAAUUGCAACUCCCGGACGAUUGUUAGAUUUUUUAGCUGGUAGUGUUACAAAUUUACGCCGUUGUACCUACUUAGUUUUGGAUGAAGCUGACCGUAUGCUGGAUAUGGGAUUUGAACCACAAAUACGGAAAAUACUCGGACAAAUACGACCGGAUAGACAGAUUCUUAUGUGGAGCGCCACUUGGCCAAAAGAGGUGCGGCAAUUGGCUGAAGAUUUUCUCGGCUCAUAUAUACAGGUAAACAUUGGUUCGUUGGAGUUAUCCGCAAAUCACAAUAUACGCCAAUAUGUUGAUGUUUGCAACGAACAUGAUAAAGGCACAAAGUUAAAAGAUUUGCUCUCUCACAUUUAUGAUCAGUCACAUGCUCCUGGUAAAAUUAUUAUAUUUGUAGCUACAAAGAAGAAAGUGGACGAGUUGUCACGAUUUAUCAAUGGCUUUGGUGUGCGAGUGGGUUCCAUACAUGGCGAUAAAUCUCAAGUUGAUCGUGACAAUGUGUUGGCCGAAUUUCGCAGCGGUCGCUCAAACAUUCUGGUGGCCACAGAUGUCGCAGCCCGUGGCUUGGAUGUGGAUGGUAUCAAGUAUGUUAUAAACUUUGACUUUCCACAAUCGUCCGAGGAUUAUAUACAUCGAAUCGGUCGCACUGGACGUAAACAUUCCACCGGAACGUCAUAUGCAUUUUUCACGCGCAAGAAUGCCAAGUGUGCGCGUGCUUUGAUCGAUAUACUGCGGGAAGCCAAUCAAAAUGUGAAUCCAGAAUUAGAGUACAUUGCGCGCAGCGCUGGUACGGGUGGUGGACGCAGUCGCGGCGGUCGAGGAAGUGGUGGUGGCGGUGGUGGCCACAGCAUGGGAUCUAAUAGACGCGGUGGUGGUGGUAAUGCAUUUAGCUCUGGUGGUAUGGGUGGAAACUCUGGUUCUGGUUAUGGUAAUGGCUAUCGUGGUAGUGCGAUUAUGGGAGCCAACAGUAGUGGUGGUGGUGGAUAUAGUAGUGGUUAUUCGAAUGGCAGUCUAUCCGCCAGCGGCCCGAGAUCGCGUGACUACAACUCCCGGCAUUAAACCAUAAACACACAUUGUUAAAGCAAUUGCUUAAGAACUCGACCACUGUAAGAGUUUGGUUUAAUAUAAGUGAUAUAAAAUGAACUUUCGUUAAGUUCGUCUUCAAAUUUCGCAACGCUUCAUAAAGCAAAUAAUUGAGAUUGGCAAUUACGUGUGGAAGGUAUGCAUCACCUUGUCUUGAAUCCGAUGGAUAAAUCGACGAAAAAUAAUUUAUAGGCUGAGUCUUCAUAGUUAAUUGUAAGCACUUUUACUUUUCGAAUUGAGCCCUUUUUGGGCAUGUUAAUAAAUUUCAAUCGCUUUUGGCAUUCUUGAGAAUCGUCUGCAAAUGUUAUUCAUGCAGCAACAACAAGACAUUUAUGUACGUCAAGGAAACAUAAGAGAAGGAGGACACAGCUUUAUUCCUAUACAAAAUAGUUUAUGAACCCAUGAAUGUGUAUAUUUUCGUUUAACAUACAUACAUACAUACAUCAAACAUUUAUUGAAUGAAUGGAUGAAUAAAAUAAAGCUAUGUACGAGUAUAUCACUGUUCACUAAAGCAGAAGAUUAAAAAAAUAAAGUUUUAAUAUCUUUAUUUCAAUGAAA